CGGCCGGGAGGCGGGCGCCAGCGCUGACAGCCGGACCGGCGGACGGCGCGCGACCCUCCAUGGCGCCGGCGGGGUUCACGGUGGCGGCCGCCUCCUUCGCUCUGUUCCGGGGGCUGCACCGGGGGCUCAGGCUGGCGCCCGCCCCGCGCCUCGCAGACCCCCAGGACCGCUGGAUGUGGAGGAACAUCUGCGCCUCGCUCGUGCACAGCCUGCUGUCCGGGGCGGGGGCGCUGCUCUGGAUGUCCCAGUACUCCCAUCUGGUCUCGGAUUUCGCCCGCGGCUGCCCCCCCGGGACGGCCGCCCUGGUGUCUCUGUCGGUCGGUUACUUCCUGGCAGAUGCGGUGGAUCUCCUGUGGAAUCAGCCCUUGGGCCCAUCGUGGCACCUGCUCUGUCACCACGCGCUGGCAGUGGGCUGCCUGAGUGUGGCUGUGAUGCCGGGAAGCUGCCUGAGCAUCUCCGUGGUGCCUCUGCUGUUGGAGGUGAACUCGGCCUGCCUGCACUUGCGGAAGCUGCUUCUGCUGGCCGGCCUGCGGUCCUCCCUGCUCUGCUGCCUGGUCAGCUGGGCCACGCUGGCCACCCUGCUGGUCUUCCGCCUGCUGCCCUUGGGAUGGACCAGCCUGCAGCUGCUCCGGCACCACCCCCGCUUCCCCCUCCCCUUCACUGUGCUCUGGGGAGUCGGGCUGCUCGCCAUCACCAUCAUGAGCAUGAAGUUACUCAUCGACCUGCUCAAGUGGCCCCUGGGCCCGAGCCUCGCCCACAAAGAAGGAGACCAGAAGCACCGGGGGACGGGGGAGGGAGGAUUACGCCAGGCCUCCACACAGAGAGGACACCUCCUCCAAGCGGCAGGAUUAGCCCAGACUUGUGAUCUCGGGGACAGGAGGCUAAGAUCAGGAAGGAGCACGGGGUUUAAUCCCCUGGGCCCCAGAUGCACCAGGUGCCGGGGGUUCCUUAGUCCUGGAGUUCGGGGAGCAGAAGCGGGCCUCGGCCCCAUGCUCCUGGGAGGAGAACCUAGGUGCUGGUGUUAACAGCUGAAUUGGGAACAUUAACUGGUGUUUGCCAUUUUUCAUGAGACAGUUUUCCCCGUUGGGCCAACUAGGGACCCAGCAGGGGCUGGAUCUCUACAAUUUGGACACAUAGAUGGACGUAGAAAGGGUCGAGCCAGUUGAAACUGAUGGAGUAAAUGGGGCUUCUUACCCUUCAGCGGCAGUCUGGGUAGGGGGAUAGAAAAGUCAUACCAGUCAGACUCCAUGGCCAUGGAUGGUGAUCCCCUGGCUGCUGUCUAUAAACAGUGGGAAUAGCCAAUAAUCGGGGUAAUCUCAACACAUGGAAUGGUGGGCACCAGGGUCCCAAGAUUGUUGAUUUGUUUUUAGCUGCACUGAUCAUUGUUUGCCCCUGACCCUAAUUCUUCACUCAUUAUCCCUCUGCUCCGUACCCCCUGUGUCCCCCCCCCCCCCCCCCCAUCCCCUUUAAAGAAAAUACAAGAACUCUGAAUCUGGAGCUGAUCUUUCUUGUAACCUGGGCCGUGUGAGAGCAUAGAACCACUCAGAGGCACCCAGAGCCAGGCUCUCUUUUUGAGAAGAGAGGGGAGGAUCCCUUGGACCUAGGGAGGGUUAAGGAACAUCUUUCUUUCAGAAGCUGUGCAGGAGUCCAUCCCUCAUAAAUAUUGUCAAUAUCUUCACUUUUAUUAGGUCAUUUUCCUCCAGGAAAAUGUCCUAGCUUAUGGGAAAUUUCAGCAGUUUCCAGUCACUUCUCUGCUCCAAAUGAAAGAACAGCCCUCCCCCUGGACAGAAUGGAGGGACUAAAAGCUAAACAAAGAGGAAGCGUGAUAGUGGGGGGAAAGCAGAGUGAGAGACAGACACACAUAGAAGGAAGUGAGAAAGAGAUACUACAUACGGUGACAAACCAAAAGAGGGAAAGAGAAGGAGAGUAACAAAAAGAGACUGAAGCAGGAACAGAGAUAGGGAGUCCCAGAUACUGAGGACACCGUUACAGUGAGACCAAAAUGGGAAAACGGGCAGAGACAAAGAGGGAUAGAGAUAGACAAAGGCAGGGAGACAGAGGAGGCAGGAAGAGACAGUGACCAGGAGAUUGGGAGAUGAGAGAUAAGAGGCAUCUGAAGAGAACUGUCAGGAACAAGGGCAAAAAGGGAAAGGGGGAAAUAGAAGAGACAUGGCAGAAACGGCAAAGAAGGUUGCUGCACUAUAAAGGACCGGGCGGGGCAAACACGAUAUGUAAAAACAGGCAGAGAUGGAUGGGAACCUGAAACAGGAGUCAGGUGUAGAUCAAAGAAGCCAACAUAUAGAUGGAGGAAGAAACACCAAGAUGGACCAUAUAACAGGGCAAAGGAGGGGGAGAAUGACUAGGACAACAUAAGCAAAGAGGGAGAUGAAAACAAAGGGGAGUAAAAUGCUGAGAGGCAAAGCUUUGGAGCUGUGGCUCUGGAAGGGCCCAGCGCUGACAAGAGCUGACCCUGAAAUGAUUUACUUGUGUUGUCUCCUGUGGGGCCCCAGACAAACUCUGAGGAAAGUUCAUCAAGGAAUUAUGGGAUUAUUGCCGACAUACAAAACCACAGGGAAGCUGGUCCAGAGAGAUGAAUUAAUGAUUGUCUGUGGUCACACAGCUCUAAAUAGGCAGAAGUGAGACUUGAACCCAUAACUUCCAGGUAAACUUUAUAUUCCUUCUGCCAUAUUGUGAACAGGUAACUAGAGAAGUAGACACAAAGGAAGAAAGCUGUUUCUAUGUAGCUGUGCACCAAAGGCUUAGAUUCUCCUUAAUAACACUGAGCAACAAAUGUCAACCACCUUAUUAAGCAGAAUUUAUUUUUAGCUUUAGGCAAAUGAGAAAUUUGACCAGUGAGAGGUAAGUGCCUCAGUUUCCUCAUCUGCAAAAUGGGUGACAGUUACCUGCCUGCCAAGGAUGUUGUGAGGGCUAAAUACUUAACACAGUACAUGGCACAGAGUCUUGCUGUUCAGUCAUGUCCAAUUCUGUGAGCCCACUUGGGGUUUUCUUGGCAAAUCUCUUGGACCCCUUUGCCUUUUCUUGCUCCAGUACAUUUAAGGCAAACUUCAGUUAAGGUCUCGCACAGGGUCACCCAGUGAAAGUCUAGGCUGGAUUUGAACUCGGGUCUCCUUAACUCACACCCAGUGCUCUGUCCACUGAGCCACCAGGCUGCCUUGACACACAGUUGUUUCCUGAAGAGGACUAUGAUAUCAGGGAAGUGAUGCCAUGACAUGCAAGUGACUUGGAUUGAAGUGAGGGAGGGUCUGCAAGGUCACCUGUCUUUCCCCUCCGGAGCCAUCUGGGUCCGGUGGCCAGGUAUAGAUCUGGGGAGAUGGCCCUCAGCUGUUUGUAAUUAUGAUUUCUCAAAGUGUGGUCUAGGGACACCUGGGUAUCCUUAGAUAUUUUAAGGCAAUGGUUCUCAAAGUAUGGUAUAAAGAA
Sarcophilus harrisii (Tasmanian devil) is the source of this 3438-nucleotide messenger RNA. It is a transcript of the gene TLCD2, whose product is annotated as TLC domain containing 2. Gene Ontology annotation, cellular component: plasma membrane. Gene Ontology annotation, biological process: phospholipid homeostasis; regulation of membrane lipid distribution; plasma membrane organization. NCBI's taxonomy places the organism in Eukaryota, Metazoa, Chordata, Mammalia, Dasyuromorphia, Dasyuridae. The record is from RefSeq and is a predicted model, not a curated record.